Molecule: messenger RNA, 705 nt
Organism: Populus euphratica (Euphrates poplar)
Lineage: Eukaryota; Viridiplantae; Streptophyta; Magnoliopsida; Malpighiales; Salicaceae
Product: protein RALF-like 34
Exons: 1
Coding region: 74-439 (121 amino acids)
Biological process (GO): calcium-mediated signaling
Cellular component (GO): plasmodesma
Source: RefSeq, a predicted model, not a curated record
UCCUAUAUAUUCUAGGUCCCACAAUCUCCACUCUCCAGUCAUUUUUGCUAGUACAAUAGGAAAUCCUGCAACCAUGAGGGUUUCAGCUCUGGGUUUGAUUGCUGCCUCCUUAACUUUUCUCAUUGUUGUUAAAGCUCAGGUUGAUUUAAAGGAUUUCAUCCAGCUGACGAGUGAAGAUCUUGAAUGGCCAUCAGCAUUGUCUGUCUCCGAUGAGUUAAGUGACAGUGAAGACGAAGAGUAUGGCGCCGGCUCUCAUAGGAGGUCUCUGCAUGGGAGAGCAAAGCACUAUUACUUAUCUUAUGGUGCUCUCUCUGCAAACAGGGUACCUUGCCCAGCUCGCUCAGGGAGGUCUUACUAUACCCAUAACUGUUUCCGAUCAAGAGGACAGGCUAACCCUUACACCAGAGGUUGCUCUUGUAUCACUCACUGCAGGAGAUAAGAGCUUGCUUGAUUUUGCUUUCUCUUUCGUUCAUUUUUCCCAUAUGUGUAGUGAAAUUAUUUGGUUUGUCCAUCCCGGAAAGGAAAGCGUUUUCUAAGUUACGACUGCUUUCGCUGGGCCUGUGUUGAGACAGCAUUUUAUUGAAUUUGUGCGUCUUACCUCAGCGAAAAAACUUAAGGUUGCAGCGAAUAAUUAGUGAAAUCUUAUUAUAAAAUCACUAGUUUCAAAGCAAUUCUUCUUAUCACAGCACAGUUAUUUCACCUGCU